GCUGGCAGAAAGUAUUUGAGAUGAACAAUAACACGUUUAAAAGGAGUCCGAUAUAUAAAUACUGGAACAUCUUGCCUAUUGAAAAGGUGAAAUUAGCUUUGAGAAAAAAUAAUACCGAUGUCCAUUCAUUAAUUUUCGACGGAAGAGGGACAACUUACAAAUCGUGGUUCAGUGACAGUAGACUCAUUUCCACACCGUGGUUUGGAAAUUUAUCAGCAAACUACAAUUUGUAUUUCAACGAAGAGAGAUUUGCCAUCUGGCCACAUACACUAUACAGUGCGAUGAAAGCACAAAAGAAGGAUGGUAACAACACAGGUUACGCUGUACAUUACAGAGAGAAUUUAAAAAAUGCAAGCGAGAGGAAUUAUGUAGAUGCUAUGGAUAUCUACAUCUUAUUGACAUAGAUAUAUACAUACAUACAAACAUA
This is a messenger RNA of Octopus sinensis (East Asian common octopus), 427 nucleotides long. RefSeq lists its product as uncharacterized. The transcript has 4 exons. Bases 21 to 404 code for a protein of 127 amino acids. NCBI's taxonomy places the organism in Eukaryota, Metazoa, Mollusca, Cephalopoda, Octopoda, Octopodidae. The record is from RefSeq and is a predicted model, not a curated record.